UAUGCCAACUGGCCAGCCUUUUUGCAAUCUUUCAAGCAUCCUUGUGAAUGUGCGAGUUCAUGCAGCCAGGCUGGCGUCGAAACUAUGUCGCUGAGACUGCUGCAGAAGGCAACCAGCGAUGCUCCAAAAGGCAAAGGCAAGGCAAAGGGUGGGCGCCGGCAAUCGAUGAGCCUGCAGCAAUUCCAUCAGCAGACUCCGGCAGAGACAGUGAGCCACAGACCAGCCUGGGGCAAAGGUGUCUCUAUGCGGACUUCUACAUGGGCAGCAGAGGAUCCGACGCCCACAGGUGCAAGACAUUUUCAGUCAGCAGGCUCCCAGGCGAGAACAACGUCUUCUGCAUGGGUUAGAGGCCCACCCUCUUCGGCUAUAGACACCUUGUGGGACGCAGCACCAAUGGUUGAAGAGUUGUCCGAGGAUGUUUGGCAAACUCCGGGUGCUGCUGAAGCACCACCUUGGGAGGAACUUAGUGCAGAGGUUGCAGGACAACAAGAACCUGUGGGAGUCUUGGAAGAGGCUGAUGCAACAGUGUUUGCAGCUGAAACUUCACAGCCGCCAGAAACAAUGUCGAAGGAUGCGACUCAGAUGGAUGCAGAAGAGACUGCCGCUCAAAAGGACGCAGAAGCUGGUGAUGAGGAUGGGCUUUGGCUAGACAUCCGGGCCUGGUUGAAGCACUUGAACCUUUUGGAACAUCAGGAGGCCAUCUAUUCCUGGUGUGAAGUAAUGGGAGCAGCGUCUUUGGAAGAGGUCAUCGAGUGCAUCGAUGACUUGCUUGAAGCUGUGCCCAUGAAGGCUUUGCAGGCAAAGCGUUUGCAAAGCAAAGCACAGGAAUCCUUGGAAGUUGUGCGAGCGGAAGAGGCUGAAGGCGCAGGUGGAGGAACAUCCGAGGCUAUACCCGAAAGUUCAGGAGGCGCUGGAACAAAUGGCACCAGCCACCAUGCUGAUGAUGCUCCUCCCAAAUCUUCUGGAGCAGCCAGGGUUCAAAGCUUCUACAAAAGCUUAGCAACAUUGGAUGAUGAGAGCCCUUACUUGAAGCAGAGACCGACUGAGAAAGCCACAUGGGUGCCUACAGUCAAAGCUGCUUCGCAAGGAGGGCGCAAACGUCAACAGAAGGAGCGAUCCAAAGGGGUCGAGCAGGCCAAGUCCACUGAAGACUUGGAAGAACAGCGGAAGCGCGAAGAGGCACAACGGCUUCUGGAACAGCAGCUUCGAGAGGAGCAGGAGAAGAAGCUGGCAGACGCUAGAGAACUUAUCGUAGCUGCGUUGGAGCGCCACGAUUCUCAGGCGUUUUCCUCUGCAGUGGCGAAUGCCAAGGAGGUUGGCCUGCCUGCAGCUGAAGUGAAAGAGGCAGAGCAGCAGCUGAACUUGGCACUUCAAAGGAGGCUUCAGAAGCGAAACGAUGCUUUGUGUGCUCUCCAAGCCAUGCUGGAAGCUCCAAAGGACGAGCGCUUUGGGCCUGCAGUUCGCAACGCAUUUGAAGAGGCACAGGCAGAGGGCGCAAUCGAGCACCUGCUUGGUGGAGCUGCAGCUGAGUUGGCUACAAGAAAGGCUCUACAGGAGUGGGAGCUGGCCGAGCAACAGAGGGAAGACUCCCGGAUGGCUUUGCAGUUUGCUUUGCGGCAAAGCCAAGUGGAAACUCUGCAGGUUGCGUUGAGCGAAGCGAAGAAGGCAGGCCUGGCAGACGACUGCGGCCUCAUGGCCGAGGCAGCAACGCUGUUGCAGGCAUUGCUAGAGAAGGAGAAGAAGGAAGCUGAGGCGAAGCAGAAGUUGCAAAAGGCCUUGGCUGAACAGGACUUGGUGCUUUUAGAAGAGGCGGUGCUCCUUUGCAAAGAGCUGCACUUGCCCCUCCGAGGUGCUGAUGAAACCUUGCGGAAGUGGAGGAUUGAGGCAGCUGAAAAGCAAGCAGCUGAACAAAGACUUCAGGCUGCCUUUGAGGCUGAAGACCCAUGUGAAGUGAGAGAGGCUAUCGCGCAUGCCAGGUCGAAGCUGGAGUCCACAGUACUUCAAGCUGCUGAGGAUAAAGUGGCUGCCAUGGAGGCGUUGGCCAAACGCCGCGAGAUGGCAUACGCUGAGUUGUGCUUGGCCUGCAAUGCUCGAGACACCCGACGACUCCAAACCGGUUUGGAUGCUGCAAAGAAGGUGGGACUACCUGCUGAACGGUUGCAGGAUGCUGAGGAUGCCUUGCAGGAGCUGCAGGAUCAGGAAGCAAUACGCCAGAGAUUGUGCGAAAUGGUGAACCAGGCCAUUCAGCAGCGCGAGCUGUCAGGGCUGAAGCAGGCCUUGCUGGAGGCGCAGAGUGAGCUGCUUGGUGAGGAGCCUGUGAUGCAAAAGGCUGAGCAAAUCUGCGUGGAGUUGGAAGAGGAGGCCAGACGCCAAGCCGAAGCCGCCCUGCGGAGGAGGUCUGCAGAAGCUCUCGUUGCAGCGGUUGAUGCUGGGGACUGGGACCGAAUCCAGCAGGCACUUGAAGAGGGACUUGCAGCUGGCUUGGCCGAGGAGGGAGCACCAGUUCGUGCUGCUCAAGCAAAGUUGGAAAGCUUGCGAGAGGCCCACGAGCAGCAGGAAGCUCAGCUCAUCGUGCAAGAAACACAGGCACGCUUGGAGGAACUUUGUGCUGUUGAAGGAAGGCUCUCAGGGCCCAGCCACAAGAAAGAGCGCUCUGCGAUCGGCAAGGAGAUCAUGAAGCUUCGGGACAGCGAAGCUUAUAUCUCUGCAAGAAACUUCCUCAAAAACCCGCAGCAGGAGCGCCAGCGUCGAGAAGAGCAGAGGCUUGAGAUUGAGAAGCGAGCGGCGGAAGAGAAGGAGCGUCGAAGGCGCAGAGCUGAGCAAGCACCACAAGAGCUGGCAAUGGCUCUGGAGGCAGGUGACGAAGAUGCCCUCCGUGCAUUGCUGGUGGAGGCAGAGUUGGCUUCGUCAGAUGCACAAGCGGCGGAAGGCUUUCUCGCAGAGUGUGAAGAAAAAAGGCGUAGGGCCGAGCGUGACGGAGCUUUGCUGGAGUUUUGCUUCGCAAACUUGGACAGACGUGCUUUCUUCCAGGCAUCUGUCACGCUGGUGGCUUUCUUCACCGACCAGUACUUGAUGCAUGAGGGGAGCGACUUCAAGCUGAAGGUGGUGAACGCAGCCCACUCCGUACUGGUGGCAUUUCGCAGCAAAGAAUACGCCGAGGCAGUGAAAGCAACAGCUGUGGCACUUGCCCAACAGUCUAUCUCUCUAGCCGAAAGUGCUGUCGUGGCAGAAGCCUCCAUCAGAGGUGCUGUGGACUUCAGCUCUCAGGCGGAGGAACUGCUGGUGAGUGUUCGCCAAGACGCAGAGGCCCUGAAAUCUCGGCCUGCGCGGCCUGAGUGUGAUGAAGCUAUUCAGGCCGCAGCGGCUCGUUCUAGGGGUGAAGGAAGGCAGCUGUCGCGCAAAGCGUCCGCUUUGUUGCGGGCGACCUCUACAACCACUGCGGAGGACUCGCGGCGGCCGAGGGACACGCCUCCUUCAGGUGCAACGAGAACAAGUGAACGCGGUGGCCUCUACACUGGCAAAGGGAAAGGAAAGGUAUUUGGUAGCAGUUCCGCUGAUCCAGAUGUCUUUAAGAUUCCGAAAAGUUCUGCGGUGCUGCAGAAAGAUCCUGGGAAGGCAAAGACCUUUCAAGAGGAUUUAAGGCGUGGGAAGUUGGUUCAGAUCUGGGCCGGGCUAAGGCGUACCAUCCGAUGUUGUUUCAUGCUCGACAUGUUUUCCCGUGUUUCGAUGCAUCGGUGGUGAGACGAUAUACUGUAGUUCUUUAUAUAUAUACUGUAGUAGUUUUCUGUCGUUGGCAACCAUGCAAGGGACAAAGGUUUCUCCGCAAUGUUUUUGCGUCAAGAACGACAACGUUGAAGCUUCAGCCAUGGGCAAGAAGAGAAGUAGGUCAUCCAGCUCUUCUGAUUCUUCGUCCUCUUCAGAGGAUAAAAAGAAAAAGGACAAGAAGAAGAAGAAGGAAAAGAGGGACAAAAAGAAGAAAAAGGAAAAGAAGAAGGACAAAGAAAAGAAGGAGAAAAAGGAAAAGACAUUGCCCUUGGUGACACCAAUGGUUCCCAGAUUGAGUGCAGCAGAGGAGCGAGAGCGCCUUCUUCGGGCCAAAGCGCCCGUUGCAACACAAGAGGCCUCAGAAGCAGCCCGGUUCGAUCAGGCUAAGGCACGUCUUGAAGCGUUGAGGGCACAGCAGCAAAAGCCUGAAAAAAGUGUGCCUUACUCGGUGCGAAAGCCAAACUGGUGAGAACUGGCUUGCUUGUACGUUGCUCAAAGCAAUCACGAGAAGAUCAACACCUUUGAGAUCGAGACUGGAGUUCCACAGGGUUCGAACUGUAGAUUUUGAAGGUCUUUGGCUGGAUGAGAUUGAUUUGGCCAGACAAGUGGCGGACCGGUAUCGACAGCGGAGAAAUGCAGAGCACUCACAGCAGAGCAAUCUUGUCAGGGUUUGCAACUUGUUUAGGGUGCUGCCUCACUUGUGUAUUUUUCACCCAGUGAUUGCUGCCUCAGCCCAGCAGCGCCUAGCGCCAUUAGUGAGAAAAGGCUUUGAUCAUGGUGUGCACGUGGUUGUCACCAUCAUGAAACUUGUUCUGAGAAUAACAUAAGCAACCAGGGCAUGAUGAAUACCUUCUGUCGUUG
Messenger RNA from Durusdinium trenchii, 4626 nucleotides. Lineage: Eukaryota; Dinophyceae; Suessiales; Symbiodiniaceae. The record is from the annotation of a GenBank genome assembly.